Messenger RNA from Lobosporangium transversale, 228 nucleotides. RefSeq lists its product as hypothetical. The record is from RefSeq and is a predicted model, not a curated record. Gene Ontology annotation, cellular component: nucleus. Lineage: Eukaryota; Fungi; Mortierellomycota; Mortierellomycetes; Mortierellales; Mortierellaceae. Gene Ontology annotation, biological process: positive regulation of transcription by RNA polymerase II. The annotation marks the transcript as partial. The transcript is spliced from 2 exons.
GCAGAGUUGCUGUAUGAGCACCUUCGCGAUGACCACGUUGGUAGAAAGGCUCACCAUAAUUUGUGUCUAACUUGUCGUUGGGACAAGUGCAACGUACCAGCUUUUGCAAAGCGAGAUCAUAUCACAUCCCAUCUUCGGGUCCAUGUGGCCUCAAAACCCUACCGCUGUGAGAUUUGCAACAAGGGUUUCAAGCGACCUCAGGAUCUCAAAAAACACGAAAAAAUUCAU